Aspergillus tanneri is the source of this 1080-nucleotide messenger RNA. RefSeq names its product elongation of very long chain fatty acids protein. NCBI's taxonomy places the organism in Eukaryota, Fungi, Ascomycota, Eurotiomycetes, Eurotiales, Aspergillaceae. Gene Ontology annotation, cellular component: endoplasmic reticulum membrane. Bases 1 to 1080 code for a protein of 359 amino acids. The record is from RefSeq and is a predicted model, not a curated record. Gene Ontology annotation, molecular function: fatty acid elongase activity. The transcript has 3 exons. Gene Ontology annotation, biological process: sphingolipid biosynthetic process; fatty acid elongation, polyunsaturated fatty acid; very long-chain fatty acid biosynthetic process.
AUGGCGCUCGAAUUUUUCCAGAACGUGCCACUUCCGACUAUCGAUCGGCCGUUCGGCAUUCAGCUAUGGCCAAUCUUUGACAAGACUUUCGAAUACGUCGUGGGUUAUCCCGCCAGCGAAUUCCGCUUCGUGGAGGGUCAGACCCCGUUAUCUAAAUUCCAGGAUACAGCAGCAAUGCUUGUCACCUACUACGUUGUCAUUUUCGGAGGUCGCUUCGUUAUGAAGAACUUUUCCGCUUUGAAACUCAACACAUUGUUCAUGAUCCACAAUUUCUACCUGACCGCGAUCAGCGCAACGUUGCUGGCUCUCUUUGUGGAGCAGCUGCUGCCAACAAUUUAUAACCAUGGCAUUUUCUUUUCCAUCUGUGACCACGAUGGUGGUUGGACCCAGCCUCUCAUUGUCUUGUACUAUCUCAACUACCUGACCAAAUACGUGGAGUUUAUCGAUACUAUCUUCUUGUUUCUCAAGAAGAAGCCCUUGACCUUCCUUCAUACCUACCACCACGGUGCCACGGCUCUUCUGUGCUAUACUCAACUAAUUGGUCUGACUGCUGUGCAAUGGGUGCCUAUCACCAUCAACCUUCUCGUUCACGUUGUCAUGUACUGGUACUACUUCCAAAGUGCUCGUGGUAUUCGCAUUUGGUGGAAGGAAUGGAUCACCCGUCUCCAGAUCAUCCAGUUCGUCAUUGAUGUCGGAUUCAUCUACUUUGCAUCGUACACCUACUUCUCUUCUACCUACUUCCCCUGGGUCCCUAAUAUGGGCAAGUGUGCCGGAGAGGAGUUUGCUGCCUUCGCUGGUAUUGGCAUCAUCACAUCUUAUCUCUUCCUGUUCAUCUCCUUCUACAUCGCUACCUACAAGAAAGCCGCCAAGGGUGGUCGUCCCCGCAGCAACACUGGUAGACAGGCCGUGAUCGAUAUGGCGAAGUUCCAGGUGCCUCCACAGAGCAAGAAUGGCAAUGGAGCCGCUACCAACGGAGUCGCUACCAACGGAGCCGCCACAAAUGGCCAUGCCAAUUCGAACGGCAGUGCUACCUCCACUGGCCGGUCCAACGGCCCAGUCACUCGCUCACGGAAGGCUUAA